UGCUCUGCCUCCUUCGUGCUCGGUCGGAAAGCAUGGCCCGCAAGAAAACUGGCAGCGUCGAAGAAGAUGAAGGAGCUGCGUUGGAGGAGCGGCGGCGCGUGCUCUUCCACGCUAGUUCUUUGAAUCGCUCCGACAUUAUCAAGAAGGUGGUAUCAGCAGCAGCAUCAAACAACGAUACUACCGUUGGUGCCGUUGCUCCUGGUUCAUCUUCGAGCACCAGCGGAGACUGCGACGUCGAGCGCGAGGUGCUAGAUCAUGUGGAUGAAAAUGGGUUGACUGCCCUCCACCACGCCGUGAAGAAGUCCUCACUGGAUGCCAUUCGCGUCCUGUUGCGUCUUGGUGUGGACGUUACCGCAAAGGGAGGGGCACAAAGCCCCUACCCGAACCUCACCGCAUAUCAGGUGGCUCUGUCAGGCGGGUGCAAGGGCAACCCGGAGGAGAUAAAGCAGAUUUUUCUCACGGAGGCGGUGCAGGCCAUUGCCGAAGGAGAUGCGGAGAGACUCGGGGAGUUCUUGGACGCCGGAGUAGUGGCUUCGUCCGAAUACGGCGCCGACGGGAGCAACGAGGAGGGAGGUAGCAGCACGUCCUUGGCGAAGUGGGCAGAGCAGCUCGGACAGUCGGACAUGCUCACCUCGCUCUCGGCCUCCCUUGCAAACGACAACGCUACAAUCCGACGUCGCGACGACGGCGAGGCCGGCAACCCAAACGCGGAGGCCUUUGCUCGGGGGGACACGGGGGAAACUGGCCUCCAUGGAGCGGAGGAAGCUGAGGCGGAAGGAUCGAGGGUUUGGGGUGACGGCGGCAGGGGUGCGGCGGCGGACGAUGUUCGGCUGUUUGUCGGGGAGCUGAGGCAAGCGAUUGUGGACCUAACGGCCGAAAGCGAAGAGCUGGAGGAGGAACUGGCGCACAGGGGGACCCUCGGCAUCAUCAAGCGAGCACGGCAAGCUCGGCAAGACUUGAUUCUCGCCUCUAGCGAAGUGGACACGGCCAGCGCCCUGUGCGAUAAGUGGAGGGCGGAGGAAGAUGCAGCCUCUCAAGACAACGCGCGGUUACAGGCCCAAGUGAUAGAGGCGCAGUUGGCGGUGCAGCGCCAUAGGGCUGGGUUGCAAGGCAGUGACGGCGACGACAGCAGAAGUAGCCCGAUCGCACGCGGGAAAGAAACACCACCCCCGGCACGCGCGCGGGAUCGACCGGAGGCGCAAGCCUCGAAAGCCUUCGCCGCGGGCGAGAAAGAACGAACCACAACCAACUCCUCAUCGUCGCCGCGGGCACCGCCUUCGUCAGAAAAUAUGACGUUCGCGGACGUAGACGUUAGGGCGGGAGAAGAAGAAGGCGACACAGAUUUGUUGAGGGACGGCGGCGUUGGUAACCCUGGUGGGAUCGAGGACUCUAGGAGGACGGAGGAAGCUGAGGCCCUCGGGUCGCAGCUGCAGAUCAUUGCGAUGCACCUGGAGGAUGAGCUGCGGAUGAUGCGAAGUCUGAUCGACGGGGAAGGUGCCGUGGGCGUCGUGCGGCGCAUCCGCGCUCUCCGGGAAGAGAUCGAAGCUGCGGAGGAGGAGGCCCGCCAGACCUACGCCGUGUCGAGAUACCUCCAGGCGCGGGUAAUUGUCCUCCAUGAGGUCGGCAACGAGCUCUUCGCCCAGCUAGACAGGCUCAACGGUUACCUACGCGAACCACCAGGGGCCGCCCUCGUCGCGAACGGGGAGCCUCCACGAGCGGCAAACAAGGAGGACAUCGACGACGACGAUGUUACGCUGGAGCGCGGCCACUACCACAGAGAUCCUGUGCCUUCGGGCAACGAGGAAGAGAAUACUCUGGAAUUGCGCCGCAACAUCGAUGGUGGUGAGGAUGAGGGCAGCGAGGAGAAUAUGACGCAACCGCACGCCCCGCACGACGAAGAUACCCUAUCCCCGGCGGAGGAAAUGGCAGCCGAAGGCUCUGCGGCGGGUAGCACGUCUCCGAGACAGGAAGGCGGCGGCGGCGGCGGUGGCCGUGAGGAGGGAGAAGGAGAAUGCCCGGUUUUCGUUCGGCCGCAAGAGUUGCCAGAAGCUGGAGUGUUUGACAGUGAUGCAGGAGAAGUGCAACCACCGUCGCCGGCCAAUCCUGUGGGAGAGGGAAGCUCGGCCGCAACGGAAGAAUCAGACUCGGCAGGAGGAAGCGGAAGGGAGGGGAGAGCCAGGGCCCUCCUGAACGCGCGGGGAGUUGACACAAGAAGCAGGGCGCGGAGCGCGAAGAAAGUUACCGUCGUCCAGGACGUCCUCUCGGUGCUGUUCGGCUGGGACGUGUCUUCCGAUGCGGAGAGAAAGGCAGCGCGUGGCGAGCCCGAGGAGCUGGGAUUGGGAGGAAAUUCUGGCGGAAGCGGUGGCAUGGCUGGGGUGAUGUUCGCAUGAUGGCGUGUUGGGGGGAAGGGGGCAAAAGACGCCACGGCAUGUGUAUGUACAUGUACGGAAUAGAUAUGUGUUUGGCGUUGUGCUGGGGUAGAUAUGUUUGGAGAAAAGCGCGGUGCGGUGGUUGUUUUAUAUUAUUUAUGCUGCUUUUGCGUGGCCCCUGGUGUUUACAGAUGCGUUCACGUUCGUCCCCCUGUUGUGGGUGAACUCUUUUUCCACUGUGUUGUGCAUGUAAAACAGUAGCAGUAUGUAACGAAAUGAAAUUUCAAGGGUCUUCUUGUCGUUCUCGGCAUUGUUGACGGCAACAAGAUCCGCUGGGCAGAGUCAACUUCUAUGACGAAGUGUACACCUACCUGGUUCUUUAUGGCU
Molecule: messenger RNA, 2756 nt
Organism: Ectocarpus sp. CCAP 1310/34
Lineage: Eukaryota; Phaeophyceae; Ectocarpales; Ectocarpaceae
Source: the annotation of a GenBank genome assembly